CAAGUGUUGUUUGCCCCAUUGUUUUUCUGCUAGUUGUUUGACACUAAACGCAAUAAUUCCUGAAAUCAAGACAUUUCUCAGUGAAGAAAAACGUGUGCAGUCACAUCUAUGGCCACUCUUCUACCAUUCACAGCCUUAAUGAAGAUGCAGCAAUUGGUGUGAAAAAAGUCCCCCGAUUUUACGGAAGGAAACUUACGAAAUAAAUUUAUCAUUUCGAAUAAAUCACGAAGUGAUCUUCGUCAUUAUCUGGUCAUCUUGCAGAAUGUGCCGCCUCGAAAUAUGGCUAGAAGAAUGACAUUAGCCAAUGUCUCGUCUCAUGAUGAGACCUUACAGCGAAGUUUGCUAUAGGAUUCUCACCGAUAAACGAUGAGACAGAACUACUUGAAAUCGUAUGAGUUGCUUGAUUGUCCGGUUUUCCUGGUUUGCUUUUUUGGAUGUGCAUUUAUACAUGUUGGAUCCGGAUAUUUAAGAGCUUCAUUGGUAGGCGCUAACGGUGCAGCCAACAGUGAAACUGUUCGAAGCGAUCGACUUCAUCAUUCAUCCAUUGUUCCCUAUUUUCAAAGUAAGUGAACGCUCUUGAAGAAAUCGACUAAUAUGGUAUUGGACAAAUCUCCUGAAGACAAGUACAGUGCUGUUUAUUUCAUUUUGCUACUUCACGGAAUAGGCGUUUUGAUGCCAUGGAAUAUGUUCAUCACAAUUGCUCCCUCUUACUACGUGGGCUAUAAAUUCGUGGAGGUGCGUGCUGAUGGUAUAGUGCACAAGAGUGAUUAUGCUCUCCAUUUUUUGGGUUAUCUUGGACUCGCUUCGCAGAUACCGACUUUGCUACUUAAUCUGAUCAACUUAUUCGUCCAGAUCAAAGGUGGUCUUAAGCGACGAAUUAGCUUUUCGCUUUUUAUUUUGGCGAUUAUCAUUCUGGUAACACUCGUAUUUACCCUUAUUAACACUUCUCAUAUGAUUACUGCAUUUUUUUUCAUUACCAUGACCACUGUGGUACUAUUAAAUGCAGCUAAUGGCGUUUAUCAAAGUUCACUCUAUGGUUUAACUGCCAACUUUCCACCUCAAUAUACUAACGCACUGAUACUGGGCAACAACAUAUGCGGUACAUUUGUAUCCAUCGUAAAUAUUGUGACACUCGUUGUAGCAAAAAAUGUAUGGAUGGCGGCUUUCUUCUAUUUCUUGAUGUCUUUAUUGACGGUGUCUGCUUGUCUUGGAUCAAUAUUCAUACUACAAAAACUUGAGUUUUACAAAUACCAUAUGAAAAAAGCAAAAAAACACAGUGAUAAGAACGAAAAUGAAGAGAGCUUGCGUUUAGAAAGGAUUAGCACUGUAGAUGGAGCAGUCACGGAUGGAACUGAAAUGAACAGAAUCGUGCCAAAAACAGGUUUGAAGGCAAAACUGAAUUUAUACUGCCAAGUUUUCAGAAAGAUUUGGAUUCAGUGUUUCAAUGUGUGGUGUGUAUUUUUCGUCACACUGACGCUGUUUCCUGUAGUAAUGGCUGAUAUUAAAUACUACAGCAAAAGUGGAAAAUAUGAUUUCUUCAUACCAGAAAAGCUGUUCACUCCUGUCACAACAUAUCUGAUGUUCAAUUUCUUUGCUGCUGCUGGAUCAUUUUUGGCUAAUUUUGUGCAGUGGCCAUCACCAAGGUGGGUAGUUGUCCCGGUAACAGCACGCAUUGCAUUUAUUCCACUAAUGAUAUUCUGUUAUUUCCGACCUGAAUACAGAACUUGGAAUGUGUGGUUCUAUAACGUAUGGAUUUACAUUAUUUUUGCAGUCAUCAUGUCCAUCACUAGUGGAUACUUUAGCUCCGUAAUAAUGAUGUACGUCCCAAGGAUAGUAGAACCAUCCAAGUCGACAGCCGCGGGCAUGAUAGCAGCGUUCUUCCUGAUCUUCGGCAUAGCAUCUGGCAUAACGUUCACAUUUUUCGUUUCUUGGUUCAUCGAUAACGCAGGAGCACACAACCCGAGAAAUUCUGACACAGUGAUGCCUUAAACUGCUAUAUUUAAUGCUCUUGUUAAAAAAUAAAUUUUGUCAUUG
Molecule: messenger RNA, 2034 nt
Organism: Loa loa (African eye worm)
Lineage: Eukaryota; Metazoa; Nematoda; Chromadorea; Rhabditida; Onchocercidae
Exons: 14
Coding region: 595-1989 (464 amino acids)
Biological process (GO): nucleoside transmembrane transport
Cellular component (GO): plasma membrane
Molecular function (GO): nucleoside transmembrane transporter activity
Source: RefSeq, a predicted model, not a curated record